Messenger RNA from Condylura cristata (star-nosed mole), 4380 nucleotides. RefSeq names its product ring finger protein 19A, RBR E3 ubiquitin protein ligase (gene RNF19A). NCBI's taxonomy places the organism in Eukaryota, Metazoa, Chordata, Mammalia, Eulipotyphla, Talpidae. Gene Ontology annotation, molecular function: ubiquitin conjugating enzyme binding; zinc ion binding; ubiquitin protein ligase activity. The record is from RefSeq and is a predicted model, not a curated record. Gene Ontology annotation, cellular component: ubiquitin ligase complex; cytoplasm. Gene Ontology annotation, biological process: protein polyubiquitination; ubiquitin-dependent protein catabolic process; positive regulation of proteasomal ubiquitin-dependent protein catabolic process.
GCGGGGGCUGAGCGAGGGGAGAAUGGCAGUUGCGGCGCUGGUUCCCGGGAACAGCCGUCAAGACAGAGCUGCGGAGGAGGAGUUCUCGAGAGCCGCCGUCUGGACCCCUCCUCUCCGUUCCCCCCGCCCCAGCUGAGAAGCGCCUCGGCGGGUCUGAAGGACCCUCCCUUGCACUUCCUCCGGCUCCCGCCGCCGCUGCGGGGAGAUGGGCCUACCCGCCCGCUGCCCGCCGCCCGCCGCCGUUCUGUGGAGUUGAAGAAUAUCUAUGACAACUGAUUCCUGCAAAUUAAACUUUUUCAAGAAUUUCUGAAGGAACCAAGUUAAGAUUUUCUUACAUCAUGACCCAUUUGAAUGCAAGAACAAGAAAUAGGUUUUAUCUCUACGUAUAAUGAAGGACUGUGUGUAAACACAGACCCUGGCUCAAUUCAGAAUAUUUUAGACAUGAGUUUACAUCGGCAAAUGGGUUCAGAUCGAGAUCUUCAGUCUUCUGCUUCAUCUGUGAGCUUGCCAUCAGUCAAAAAGGCACCCAAGAAAAGAAGAAUUUCAAUAGGCUCCCUGUUUCGGAGGAAAAAGGACAACAAACGCAAAUCAAGGGAACUAAAUGGCGGGGUGGAUGGAAUUGCCAGUAUUGAAAGUAUACAUUCUGAAAUGUGUACUGAUAAGAACUCCAUUUUCUCUACAAAUACCUCUGACAAUGGAUUAACUUCUAUCAGCAAACAGAUUGGAGACUUUAUAGAGUGCCCUUUGUGCCUUUUGCGGCAUUCUAAAGACAGAUUUCCUGAGAUAAUGACUUGUCAUCAUAGAUCUUGUGUGGAUUGCUUACGACAAUAUCUAAGGAUAGAAAUCUCUGAAAGUAGAGUUAAUAUCAGUUGCCCAGAAUGUACUGAACGGUUUAAUCCCCAUGAUAUUCGCUUAAUAUUAAGUGAUGAUGUCUUGAUGGAAAAAUAUGAAGAAUUUAUGCUUAGACGGUGGCUUGUUGCAGAUCCUGAUUGUAGGUGGUGUCCAGCUCCAGACUGUGGAUAUGCUGUGAUAGCAUUUGGAUGUGCUAGCUGUCCAAAAUUAACUUGUGGACGAGAAGGCUGUGGAACAGAAUUUUGCUACCACUGUAAACAGAUUUGGCACCCCAACCAGACCUGUGAUGCUGCUCGACAGGAAAGAGCCCAGAGUUUGCGUCUGAGAACUAUACGUUCUUCUUCUAUUAGUUACAGCCAAGAGUCUGGAGCAGCAGCUGAUGAUAUAAAACCAUGUCCACGAUGUGCUGCUUAUAUAAUAAAGAUGAAUGAUGGGAGCUGUAAUCACAUGACCUGUGCAGUCUGUGGUUGUGAGUUUUGUUGGUUAUGUAUGAAGGAAAUAUCAGAUUUACAUUAUCUAAGUCCAUCAGGAUGUACUUUUUGGGGGAAGAAACCCUGGAGCCGAAAGAAGAAAAUAUUGUGGCAGCUGGGAACUCUUGUUGGUGCUCCUGUAGGAAUUGCUUUAAUAGCUGGCAUCGCUAUCCCUGCAAUGAUUAUUGGCAUUCCUGUGUAUGUGGGACGCAAGAUUCAUAAUCGAUAUGAAGGCAAGGAUGUUUCCAAGCACAAAAGGAAUUUGGCCAUAGCAGGUGGUGUUACAUUGUCUGUAAUUGUCUCUCCAGUUGUAGCUGCAGUAACUGUAGGUAUUGGUGUCCCUAUUAUGUUAGCUUAUGUCUAUGGUGUUGUUCCAAUUUCUCUCUGUCGAAGUGGAGGUUGUGGAGUCUCAGCAGGAAACGGAAAAGGAGUCAGGAUUGAAUUUGAUGAUGAAAAUGACAUAAAUGUUGGUGGAACUAACACAGCUGUAGACACAACUUCAGUAGCAGAAGCAAGACAUAACCCUAGCAUAGGGGAGGGAAGUGUUGGUGGUCUGACCGGCAGUUUGAGUGCAAGUGGAAGCCACAUGGAUCGAAUCGGAGCCAUUCGAGACAACCUGAGUGAAACUGCCAGCACCAUGGCACUGGCUGGGGCCAGCAUAACAGGAAGUCUGUCAGGAAGUACCAUGGUCAACUGCUUCAACAGGUUGGAAGUACAAGCCGAUGUACAGAAAGAACGGUACAGUCUGAGUGGAGAAUCUGGUACAGUCAGCUUGGGAACAGUUAGUGAUAACGCCAGCACCAAAGCAAUGGCAGGAUCCAUUUUGAAUUCAUACAUCCCAUUGGACAAAGAUGGCAACAGUAUGGAAGUACAAGUAGAUAUUGAGUCAAAGCCACCCAAAUUCAGGCACAACAGUGGAAGCAGUAGUGUGGAGGAUGGUAGUGCCUCCCGAAAUCAUCCUGUUGGUUCAUCCAGUGGCUUGCCUGAAGGUAAACCCAGUGCCACCAAGUGGUCCAAAGAAGCAACAGCAGGAAAGAAAUCAAAAAGUGGUAAAUUGAGGAAAAAGAGUAACAUGAAGAUAAAUGAGACCAGAGAGGACAUGGAUGCACAGUUGUUAGAGCAACAAAGCACGAACUCCAGUGAAUUCGAGGCUCCAUCCCUCAGUGACAGUAUGCCAUCUGUAGCAGAUUCUCACUCUAGUCAUUUUUCUGAAUUUAGUUGUUCUGACCUAGAAAGCAUGAAAACUUCUUGUAGUCAUGGUUCUAGUGAUUAUCAUGCCCGCUUUGCUACUGUUAACAUUCUUCCUGAGGUAGAAAACGACCGUCUGGAAAACUCCCCACAUCAGUGUAGUAUUUCUGUUCUUACCAAAACUGCUUCAUGUUCAGAAGUCCCACAGUCGAAUCAUAUUGCUGAAGAACAUGGUAACAAUGGAAUGAAACCUAAUGUUGAUUCACAUUUUGGUGAUGCACUAAAAGAAACAAAUAAUAACCACUCACAUCAGACAAUGGAAUUAAAAGUUGCAAUUCAGACUGAAAUUUAGGCCUAUAAAUGCUGCAAAAUAAUUACCACUGAACAACCUUGUUUGGAGCUGGGUGACCUACAUGUGACUACUUUUAAGUUUCAAGUUACCAGCAAAUGCCGGGUUACAUAAUCAUAAUGCAGAUACUUUUUCUAAGUUCAGCAAAGCAUUGUGUUUCAUGUGGAUUUUAAUUACCAAACUAUGAACGGAAGGCUUUAAAAGUGUAUUAUUGUAAUGACAAUAAAUUGUAAGAGAAUUGUUUUGUGUGUUUGCCACAAAACAUUGCUUGAAGUAUAUACUUGUAUAUUUAGGUAGAAAUUUGGCAUAAUUUAUAAUCGAUAUAAAAUACUAAUGCAGUUCUACAGCAUUCUUAUGAAGAAAACUUGAGACUUAGGUUUAAGUGGUUAGUGACAUUUUAUUGAAACCACUAAAGGAUACUAUUUAAAGAACCUUGCAGGUUAUUCUCAGCAUAUAAUACUCUUUGUAACAUUUCUUUUCGUAACUGGGCAUAAAUUUCAUUCUUUUCUUCAUAGGCAAUAUGGAUAUAUAAAGCUUAAUGCAGCCCAUUUGCUACCAUUUGGAUACUUAAGACACUUGGAGCAAGAUUGUGGCAGUUUUUGCUCAACUUUGAAAUAGAAAUACCUAGUACUCUAUAUAUAAUCUUGUAUAUUGUUGAUACCAUCUUAGAAGUGUAAAGGUAGAUAAGUAUACUGACAGCACCAAAUAAGAUGUAUAAAACUGCAAAAUAAAGUUCAAUUAGUUUGUAAGUAUUACAAAAAUAAUACUUUCAUUAAGGGGAAAUUUGCAAAUCCCUUCUUAUCCCCCCUUUGAUUCUUGGUGCCUUUGGAAUAGACUGGAUUUUAAGGGCCUCAUUGUUUGAGAAUUUUGCUGUGUUGUUUUCCAUAAUAUCCUCUUUAGCCACCUUGAAUUGUGUAGAAAAAUACAAGAUAGAAAAACAUAAGUAUAAUAAUGCUGAAAAAAGUAUUAGCCUACCAAAGACACACUCAGGCUUUGUGAAUAAAUUUACAUAACCUCAGUUUUUAACAUAUAGUAUCCUCUCCAAUCAUGAAAUGAGAAUAUGUUGCAGAGUUUGUACCAAGUACUAAAAGGAGGGUUCUACGUAUGGCUCACUUGAUUUGCUUUUGCUUUUGUUUAUGGGACAUAUUCAGCUUACAUAAGCAGAAGUUGGUCAAAAUACUGCCUUUAUUGUUAAAUUCCUUAUAAUUCACUUAAAUAUAACAGGUAAACCUCAAAUGAUAGCAGUUAAAAUGUUCCAUCUUAUGUGAUUUUAUUUUAAGUAUUACCAUUUUGGUGCUACUGAGCAUUUUCUUUAGAUAAAAAGAAAAAUGCCAUGGGCUGCAAUCUUCUUCCAUUACUUUUCCUCAUCAGGUCCAUUAAUAUGCUUAUAACACUAGUGCCAGUUAUCUUAUUUGAUAUUGCUUAUUAUGCUAUUUGUAUAUUUGUUUGCAUUCCAAUUUUGUUCAACAGUGAGUGUGUAAACAACAUACAUGAAAUAAAUGUAAAUACUAACAUACUUCU